This is a messenger RNA of Hirundo rustica (Barn swallow), 801 nucleotides long. RefSeq names its product coiled-coil domain containing 122 (gene CCDC122). Lineage: Eukaryota; Metazoa; Chordata; Aves; Passeriformes; Hirundinidae. The coding region runs from base 7 to 801 and encodes 264 amino acids. The record is from RefSeq and is a predicted model, not a curated record. The transcript is spliced from 4 exons.
CCUGAAAUGGCCAAGCAAAAUUCCCCAUCACUAGUUGAAGUUGUAAAACGAGUUGCAGAGCAGCAGCAGUCACAAGUGUCAGACAUAGAAAAAAGCAAAACGGUUCUUUUCCAAUUGCAGGCAAGGUAUCAGGAACUAGAAAAAGAAAUUAAUUCUAUUCUGUUAGAAACAAAGACAACAGAAAGGGAAAUACAUCUGCAAGAUGAUGCCAUAGAAGUGACAAAAUAUCAGUGUGAAAAUCUGGAGGCCCAAGUCAGAGCCCUGUAUUCUGAAAAUUUAAAAUUGAGGUGUGAUGCAGACACAGUGCAAGAGGAGUUUGAGAUGAUACUUGCAAGAAAUAAUGAAUAUCGGGAAAAAAUAAAGGAUCAUAAACAUCUAUUUUGGGAGAUGGAAAGUAAAUUGCCAGUUAUGAUUGAACUUGCUGAAAAGAAAGCGGUUGUGGAAGAAUUAAAGGCAAAGAAAGAGGAGUUAAUAUGUGAUCUCCAGAAUCCAGAAGGAUCUGUUAUAAAACAAGAGCAGGAAGAAAUCACACUUUUAAAAAGUGAAAUCACAACAUUGAAAGAUUUCAUCAAUAAAAAAAGAGAUCUGCUGGAAGAAGAGAAAAAAAAGCAUGCUAAGCUUAGAAAAGAAAUUGAGGUACAGAAUAAAAGAUAUGAUGCUAUUUUGAAACGUUUGCAUUGCCAACUGAACAAAGUCCAUUCAAAUAAACGACAAUGGCACUGGAACAUUCAGCAGUUGGAGAAGAAGGCCGCAGAGCUAAGAAAGUGUCUUGGAGUAGCAGAGUUACAAAACAUCAUGUAA